AAUCAGGUCUGCGUGGAGGGGACAUCUCAACAUGGACAAACUCGGCAAUGAAAGUGAAGCAAUACCUGAGAACCAAGUAAAGAUGGAAAACCAAGAACAGCCACAGGAUGCGGGAAAGCCAGAAAUGGCUUGUACUCUGGAAGAUAAGGAGAAGUUAGAAAAAGAGGAAAAGAUAGAAAACAAGGGAAAGACAGAAGAUGAGGAAAUACUUAAUGAUAAGGAUAAGCCAGAGGAGAGAAAGCCAAAAGAAGAAGGAGAGCCAGAGAGCGAGGGAAAACCAGAGGAUGAGGGAAAGCCAAAAGAGGAAGAACAACCAGCCAGUGAACCAAGGGCUGCAGUAAAGCGUCCUGCUGGGGAUGAUAUACCCAAGAAAGCUAAAAGAAAAACCAACAAGGGGCUCGCUCAGUGCCUCAAGAAAUACAAGGAAGCCAUACAUGAUAUGCAUUUGAGCAAUGAGGAGAUGAUAAGAGAAUUUGAUGAGAUGACUAGGGUAGAAGAUGAGGUGAAAAAAACCAGACAGAAAUUGGUGUGA
Molecule: messenger RNA, 532 nt
Organism: Rhinolophus ferrumequinum (greater horseshoe bat)
Lineage: Eukaryota; Metazoa; Chordata; Mammalia; Chiroptera; Rhinolophidae
Product: transcription elongation factor A protein-like 4
Exons: 1
Coding region: 32-532 (166 amino acids)
Source: RefSeq, a predicted model, not a curated record